GGGACCAAUCGCCCAAAUGGGAUAGAAUAUCCCAAACGGGUUAUUAUGACCCAAACGAGCUAUAUAUAGAUAUCCCGCACGGGCUACAUAACGCGGUUUUUUUUUCUGCAAGAAAAAGAAGACUUGUUUCCGCAAGAUGUCGAGUACAUUGAGAAAAAAUGGCAGAAGCGGAAAAGUUUCUAAUCUAACUCUUGGGAAGAACAGGAGACAGGUUCCAUCCCAAGUUGGAUCAAGGAGCGUUAGCCAAUCAUUUUUUAAGAGAAAAAACACUCUUCUAGAGAAAGCAAAAGAGAUACACGAAACCACAGGCGCAGACUGCGUCUUAUACUUAAAGAGCCCUGGAGGGACAGAAUAUGUGUACAAGUCUGCAGGGGUGAAUUUUGACUUGGGAAAGAUCAAUGUUCAAGAUGGACCCCAACAAAAAGAAGACGUCCCAUCUACAAGCUCAAUGGACCCCAGGACAUCCCUGUCGUUGUCACCCAUAAGGAGCAGGACGCGCCAUACAGAGACGCAGACAUCGGAGUCCUCCUUCUCCACAGUUCAAGAUUCUACACUGUGUAGAUUCUGUGGAGAAGGGAGGAAAGAUACCAAGGCUCUCUGGAUUGGGUGUUCACAUGUCUCGCAGCGUGGGCGGGUGAAGCAGACAUGCGAGUACUGGGUGCAUGCUUUGUGCGUUGGCAUUACAGCCACAACCAAAGCACCUCUGAGCAGAAUUGGAUGGAAAUGCCCUCACCAUAUCAUGAUUGCUAAAGAUAAUGCUAAAGAUAAGAAUAAAAAAAGUAAAUGAGUUAUUGGUUUUU
This is a messenger RNA of Magallana angulata, 800 nucleotides long. RefSeq lists its product as uncharacterized. Gene Ontology annotation, molecular function: protein dimerization activity; DNA binding. The transcript is spliced from 4 exons. The record is from RefSeq and is a predicted model, not a curated record. Bases 137 to 787 code for a protein of 216 amino acids. Lineage: Eukaryota; Metazoa; Mollusca; Bivalvia; Ostreida; Ostreidae.